AGCGGCGUCGGCCAUCUUGGAAUCACAUCACUGUUUCAGGCAACUGUCUGAGCCAUUGCAUGAGCAUACUACUCAUUGAUUUACGCCGUAUCGUUUACAAAGAAGAGGAACCGUUUCUGUAUUUUUACUUAACUAAAACAUCCGAUACCUUUUUUUCCUAUUGCUCACCGAGUGACGAAGCAAACUCAGGAUUAUCGAAAGAACCGUUAUGGCGACUGCUACUCCAAGCCGUGAAGCUGGCCGGUCGGCGGCCUCUACACCUCUUUCUCCGACCCGGAUCUCUCGUUUACAAGAGAAACAAGAUUUGCAGCACCUGAACGAUAGGUUGGCCGUGUAUAUCGACCGUGUCCGGUCCCUGGAACUGGAGAACGACCGGCUGAUGGUCAAAGUGUCCGAGAAAGAGGAGGUGACUACUAGAGAGGUGACAGGCCUGAAGUCUCUGUAUGAGGCAGAGUUAGCUGAUGCUCGGCGGGUUUUGGAUGAAACUGCUAGAGAGAGAGCCAGGCUCCAGAUAGACCUUGGCAAGGCUCAGUCUGACCUGGAAGAAGCCACACGCAGUGCCAAGAAGAAGGAUAGUGAUCUUGCUGCAGCGGUGUCCAGGGCCAGCAGUUUGGAAGGCCAGCUGAACAAGAGUGAAGCAUCUCUAUCUACAGCUCUGAGUCAGAAUGCUGCUCUGACUUCUGAGCUUGCUGAUGUCAAGAGCCUGCUGGCUAAGGCGGAGGACAGCCAUGCUGUUGCUAAGCGCCAGCUGGAGGCGGAGACACUGAUGCGUGUAGACCUGGAGAACCGCUGUCAGUCGCUGAGUGAAGAGUUGGAGUUCAGGAAGAGCAUGUUCGAAGAGGAGGUGCGCGAGUCCCGGCGUCGACAGGAGCAGAGAAUAGUGGAGGUGGACUCUGGAGUCAGACAGGACUAUGAGUUCAAACUGGCUCAAGCUCUGCAGGACCUGAGGAGGCAACACGAUGAGCAAGUUUCUCUUUAUAAGGAAGAACUGGAGCAAACCUUCCAGGCCAAGUUGGACAAUGCCAAGUUGUCCUCAGAUAUGAAUGACAAGGCAGUAAGCACAGCCAGGGAGGAGGUGCAGGAGGCGCGUAUGAGAAUAGAGGGCCUUUCCUAUCAGCUGAGCGCCCUGCAGAAACAGGCGUCUGCCUCUGAGGAUCGUAUCAGAGAGCUGGAGGACCUUCUGUCAGCAGAGCGAGACAAGCACCGCUAUGCCAUCGAAGGAAAGGAACAAGAGAUGAGUGAACUGAGAGAACGGAUGAACGCUCAGCUCAGUGAAUACCAGGAGCUGUUGGACGUGAAGCUUGCUCUGGACAUGGAGAUCAAUGCAUACAGGAAACUGCUGGAGGGAGAGGAGCACAGGCUGAAGCUGUCCCACAGCCCAUCGGCUCGCGUCACUGUUUCCAGGAUAACGGGCUCUUCCUCCUCCCGCUCUUCCAAGAGGAAGAGAGUGGAGGUGGAGGGCACAGACAUGCCGGAGGUGGGCAGAGGAGAGGGGCAGCUGCUGGUGUCUGAAGAGGCCACCGCUAGCGGAGCGGUCACCAUAUCACCCACUGACAUGGAUGGAAAUGCGGUCACACUGACCAAUGACACUGAGCAGGACCAGCCUCUGGGCAACUGGAGGUUGAAGAGACAGGUUGACGAUGGGGAAGAGGUCGUCUACAAGUUCUCCCCAAAGUUUGUCCUCAAGGCGGGACAGUCAGUCACGGUGUGGUCUGCUGAUGCUGGCGUGGCCCACAGUCCACCAUCUGACUUGUUGUGGAAGAGCCAGGCUUCCUGGGGAACAGGAAAUGACAUCGUUACUUCUUUGAUCAACGCUGAUGGCGAGGAGGUGGCCAGACGAAGCGUAACCAAGACUCAGGUAGAAGUAGAGAACGGAGAAGAAGAGGAGGAGGAGGCACAAACGGGCAAGGUGUCCUCCAGAGAGUGUGCCAUCAUGUGAAGCCCUCCUGUGCUGCUGAUGGCUUUGACUUCCCCGUUUUUCAAGAUGCUCUCAGAUGUGAUCCUGUCCAUUGCCUCAUCGUCAUUAGGUUUUUAUUGUUCGAGACAAUGUAAGAACUUUUUGGACUAAUGGACUCUGUUUCUACUGCUCUCCACAUUUCUGGGCCUGCUUUAAUAUGUGUCAUUUCCCUACAUGUUACCAGCAAUGCCAACAUCUGUGCAUCACACAGAGAUGAUGGACCUAAACUGUCAAACUGUGGUGUUGCAACUGAAUAUUUCCACCUCUACUAAUAGUUCUUUACAUGUCGAUGCUUCCUUCCACUGGCUGUCUCUCAUUCUUCUGCACUGGGCAUUUUGGUUUCAUCCUUCAUGACCAGCACAAUGUAUAACAAGGUCAAGUAAAAUAACCUGUUACUUGAGUUGAUAAGGACCUCCUUACUUUCUAUAGCCAUAAAGAUAUAAUGAUUUAAUAACUUUACUGUUGAACCAGUGAUGAGCAGUUCUUCAUUCGAUUUUGGAGAAUUUUUUUUAAUUUUUAUCUUCUCUAAAAUCAAGACAUUUUUGACCAUGAGGUCUUAAAGUGUUUCCCAUCCGUUUUUUAAAUUUAAUUUCCAAUGGGGGAAAAAAAAAAAACAUAAAUGAUGAUGAUGGUAUGAUUUCUGCUGAGGGUUUCUUAUAAACAAGCAUGUUCCCUUAUAUCUGGAGAUUAUGAUUUAUAGGUGGGGACCUCUCUGUAGCACCACAACACUUCAUUUAUAAAACUCUGUUGUCACAUAUUUUUAUCAAAAAAUUGCAGCUCCUGUGAUUUGGAUAUUAUUUCGAUGACUUGUUCAGCAACAAGUGUUGUUCCUUUUACCCCGACAGAUUUUCCCCCGCUGCACAUUUCCUUUUUGAAUUUGUCUGUCUUUUGUCUUCCUGUGAAAGAUUUGCACAGAAAUGCCGUUGAAGCUGUGUUUCAGUUAAGUGUUAACUGGGCUCCCGACAGCAGGACUAAUUCUCCUUGAACAGAAACACUACAGAUUCAUCAACCUUUUAUUUCUGAUGGAAAUUAAAUGGAAAAAGUAGAGACGGUUCUCUCUACGGCCUUUGUGAGGUCUGUAGUGCAAAGCUUGUUGUUAACCCAGUGACUGCAGGUCGGGUUGAUCAAGUAAUCAAGAUAUUAUCGAAAAAUCAAUAUAGCUAAAUGCAAUUUUUUGAUAAAGGUAAAACGUGUCAUUAUAAAUGAAACACUGUGGUGCUCCAGAGACGUCCUGACCUACAAAUCAUAAUCUCCAGAUGUAAAGAAAUGUGCUUGUUAGGAACAGACCUCCAGCAAAAAUCUCAUCAUCAUAAUUUUUAUCAUUUUUCAUUGAAAAUAAAAUGCAAAAAUUACCACUGCCAAUAAAA
Molecule: messenger RNA, 3324 nt
Organism: Seriola aureovittata
Lineage: Eukaryota; Metazoa; Chordata; Actinopteri; Carangiformes; Carangidae
Gene: lmnb2
Product: lamin B2
Exons: 13
Coding region: 209-1939 (576 amino acids)
Source: RefSeq, a predicted model, not a curated record